Molecule: messenger RNA, 574 nt
Organism: Scleropages formosus (Asian bonytongue)
Lineage: Eukaryota; Metazoa; Chordata; Actinopteri; Osteoglossiformes; Osteoglossidae
Product: gamma-crystallin M2-like
Exons: 3
Coding region: 33-569 (178 amino acids)
Biological process (GO): visual perception; lens development in camera-type eye
Molecular function (GO): structural constituent of eye lens
Source: RefSeq, a predicted model, not a curated record
GCAGAGCAGUGUGAGCACAGACAAUCAUCACCAUGACUAUGGGCAGGAUCACCUUCUACGAGGAGAGGAACUUUGGAGGUCGCUCCUAUGACUGCAGCAGCGACUGCGGGGACCUCAGCUCCUACAUGAGCCACUGCUACUCGUGCAGAGUCCACAGUGGCUGCUUCAUGGUCUAUGACCGUCCCAACUACAUGGGGAACCAGUACUUUCUGAGAAGGGGCGAGUACCCUGACUGCAUGAGCAUGGGAAUGAAUGAUUUCUUCAGAUCCUGCCGAAUGAUUCCCAUGUACAGGGGAUCCUACAGAAUGAGGAUUUACGAGAGGGAGAACUUUGGAGGUCAAAUGUAUGAGAUGAUGGAUGACUGCGACAACAUCAUGGAUCGGUACCGCAUGUCCAACUGCAUGUCCUGCCACGUGAUGGAUGGCCACUGGCUCAUGUAUGAGCAGCCCCACUAUAGAGGCAGGAUGAUGUACUUCAGGCCUGGAGAGUACAGGAGCUUCAGCAGCAUGGGAUGGGGAAGUGGCAUGAGGUUCAUGUCCAUGAGGCGUAUCAUGGAUUCUUGGUAUUGAAACAA